Wyeomyia smithii (pitcher-plant mosquito) is the source of this 1009-nucleotide messenger RNA. RefSeq names its product collagenase-like. NCBI's taxonomy places the organism in Eukaryota, Metazoa, Arthropoda, Insecta, Diptera, Culicidae. Gene Ontology annotation, molecular function: serine-type endopeptidase activity. The transcript is spliced from 3 exons. The record is from RefSeq and is a predicted model, not a curated record. Gene Ontology annotation, biological process: proteolysis. The coding region runs from base 86 to 928 and encodes 280 amino acids.
AACCAUGUUCAAAUCAGUUGCGCUAGUUUCCACUUGUUCCUGUAACCGGACACUGUACAAAAACGGGUACCUUUAACAUAAAGGAAUGAUUGUGAAGUUUAGUUUUUCCUUAUUAGCAGUAUUAAUAAUACAGGCACAAGCUGCAACUCACAAUGUAACACCGAUUCCCAGGAAAGACGCACCAUUUUCUUAUCGAUUAAGCAAAGUCGUCAAUGGACAAACAGCUGACGAAGGUCAGUUUCCUUGGCAAGUGUCCAUCCGAGCCACACUAGGACGAUCUAUAACCGUGUGUGGAGGUUCACUGAUCGCACCACAAUGGAUACUUACUGCCGCGCAUUGUGCCAAGGAUUAUACUGGAUUCCAGAUAGGUUUUGGAUCGACUUACCUAAAUGUUCCACGACUUACGAUGUCGACUGUUACUAAGAUCGUUCACCCCGAUUUCGAUCCUAUUCGAUUGCAUAAUGAUGUGGCUGUGAUAAAACUACCGUCAUCUGUUCCGUUUAGCAACGAAAUACAUCCAGUUCUACUACCGUCCAUGUCUUAUGCAGCCAAAACGUUCCACAAUACCAAGGGUGUUGUAUCUGGAUUCGGCAGAACCUCAGAUGCCAGUCAAUCGAUUUCCAAUGUACUGAAAUUUGAAUAUGUGCGAAUCAUUUCCAACGCGGAUUGCGCCACAGUUUACGGAACCUCGGUAAUCCAAGACUCAACCAUGUGUGCAAUCGGAUGGGAUCAUACGAAUCAGAACGUAUGUCAAGGUGAUUCCGGUGGUCCAUUGGUUGUGAAAGAGAACGACAAUUAUGUACAAAUCGGAAUUGUAUCUUUCGUAUCGAACCGCGGGUGCAGCACCGGAGACCCAUCUGGUUAUAUACGAACUGCAUCGUUUUUGCCUUGGAUUGCACAACAGAUAGGUGUACAGCUCAGAGCUUAAUUGUAAUUCGCUCAAGGUUUGAGAAAAAAACAUAUCACAUAAAAUCCCUUUGAAAAGCUCACAUAUUGGAAUAAAUUAUUU